This is a messenger RNA of Trichoderma citrinoviride, 1341 nucleotides long. RefSeq names its product PEBP-like protein. The transcript is spliced from 2 exons. NCBI's taxonomy places the organism in Eukaryota, Fungi, Ascomycota, Sordariomycetes, Hypocreales, Hypocreaceae. The record is from RefSeq and is a predicted model, not a curated record. The coding region runs from base 1 to 1341 and encodes 446 amino acids.
AUGUCGCGGUGUCAGGCUGUUGCCAGGCCAUUGGCCCGGCAAUUGCGCCAGCAAUGCUCCAUCCGGCCCUUCACCACGGGCGCCGCCCGCGCCGCCGAACUCCAGCAACAACAGACGUCCUCCUCCUCCCCCUCCUCACAGCCGAGUCCCCUCGACCUCGACCCCAACAGCGUCCUCCCCGAGUUCGAAGCCCCCCUGAUCAAGGCGGGCAAGAUGCCCGUCGGCUCGCGCAGGCGGCGCGUCGCCCUGCGCACCACGGCCAGCAUCCCCUUCGAGCAGCUGCCCUACCAGGCCUUCCAGGAGGCCCGCGCCAUCCUCGCCGCCGACCGGCAGGAGAAGGUGGCCAAGAUCCGGGAGCAGCUGGGCAAGAUUGCGGCGCUCGAGGCCAAGGACGCGGCGCAGGUCAAGGGCGGGGAGAAGAUGAAGGAGACGAAGCUGGCGAGCUUGCGGCGGUCGGUGGAGGAGCUCAAGAUUCUGGCGGAUAUCAACGAUCCGCUGGUCAAGAAGCGCUUCGAGGACGGUCUGGGAGACAUGAACAAGCCCAUCUACCGCUACUACGCAGAGCGCAAAUGGCGCUCCUACGACUACCGCCUCAUCACCCAGCGCAUCAAGCAGUUCAACAUCGUCCCCGACGUCCUUCCCAAGCUCGACCCUGUCGCCGACGUCCAGCUCUUCUUCCGCCAGAACAAAGUCGCCCCCGGUGAGGUCGUCAACUCCAUCGUCAGCGAGAACCCCCCGCGACUGCGCGUCCAGGUCUUCGACGCCGGCGAGCGCCUCGUCUCGCUCGUCGUCCUCGACGCCGACGUCCCUGACGCCGAAAAGGACGGCUUCUCCAAGCGCUGCCACUUCCUCGCCGCCAACAUCCCGCUCGCGCCCACCGACACCUCGCUCCCGCUCAGCCGCAUCAAGGCCGCGGACCAGCUCGCCGUCCCCUGGCUGCCCCCGACGUCCCAGAAGGGCGCCCCCUACCACCGCCUCGGCAUCUACCUCCUGCAGCAGUGGCCCGGUGAGAAGCUCGACGUCGACGCCCUCAAGCAGCUCUACGCCGCCCGCGACGGCUUCUCCCUCAAGUCCUUCCGCGACAAGUUCUCCCUCACCCCCGUGGGCUUCAACAUGUUCCGCUCCGUCUGGGACGAAAACACCGCCGCCGUCAUGGCUCGCCACGGCAUUCCCGGCGCCGACGUCGAGUUCAGGCCUGCCCGCGUGCACAGUCUGAAGCCACCCGUCAAACCCCGCGGUUGGGAGGCCAAGAGACAGGGCCCUGCGUACAGGCACCUGUGGAAGUACACGAAGCGCAUCAGGGGCCUGUCGAAUGGUCGCGGGUGGACGAAGAGGAGGUAA